CGUGAUGGGGACAAAGGCGGGAGUCGAGAGGAAACAGUUGCUUCUCUUCACAUUGGCGAUCCUGUUGUGCCCCCUGGUGUUGAGCAAGGGUUCAGUGUACACUUCUGAACCUGUAGUCAAAGUUGCAGAGAAUAAUGCUGCCACAUUAUACUGCUCCUACUCCGGCUUCUCCUCUCCCCGUGUGGAGUGGAAGUUUGUCCAAGGUGACACCACCAGCCUCGUUUGCUACAACAGCAAGAUCACAGCUUCCUAUGAGGACCGAGUUACCUUCUUACACAACGGCAUCACCUUCCAUUCUGUGACCCGGAAAGACACUGGAAUGUAUACGUGUAUGGUCUCUGAAGAGGGUGGCAACAACUAUGGGGAGGUCAGCGUCCAGCUCAUUGUGCUUGUGCCUCCAUCCAAGCCUACAGUCAACAUCCCCUCCUCUGCUACCAUCGGGAACCGGGUGGUGCUGACCUGCUCAGAGCAAGACGGUUCCCCACCCUCUGAAUACUUCUGGUUCAGAGAUGGGAUCAUGAUCCCUACAGAGCCCAAGAGCAACCGUGCCUUCAUCAACUCUUCUUAUACCCUGAAUCAAAAAACAGGGGAGCUGAUCUUUGAUCCCUUGUCAACUUUUGAUACUGGAGCAUACUCUUGUCAGGCACAGAAUGGGUUUGGGUCACCCAUGAGAUCUGAUGCUGUGCACAUGGAAGCUGCGGAGCUGAAUGUGGGGGGCAUCGUGGCAGCUGUCCUCGUAACACUGAUUCUCCUGGGGGUCCUGAUUUUUGGCAUCUGGUUUGCCUAUAGCCGAGGCUACUUUGAGAGAGCAAAGAAAGGGACUUCGGGUAAGAAGGUGAUUUAUAGCCAGCCCACUGCUCGAACUGAAGGGGAGUUCAGACAGACCUCAUCAUUCCUGGUGUGA
Messenger RNA from Orycteropus afer afer, 904 nucleotides. The record is from RefSeq and is a predicted model, not a curated record. Lineage: Eukaryota; Metazoa; Chordata; Mammalia; Tubulidentata; Orycteropodidae.